Messenger RNA from Astyanax mexicanus (Mexican tetra), 2543 nucleotides. RefSeq names its product bifunctional purine biosynthesis protein ATIC-like. The transcript is spliced from 15 exons. Gene Ontology annotation, biological process: 'de novo' IMP biosynthetic process. Gene Ontology annotation, molecular function: phosphoribosylaminoimidazolecarboxamide formyltransferase activity; IMP cyclohydrolase activity. The record is from RefSeq and is a predicted model, not a curated record. Gene Ontology annotation, cellular component: cytosol. The coding region runs from base 87 to 1859 and encodes 590 amino acids. Lineage: Eukaryota; Metazoa; Chordata; Actinopteri; Characiformes; Acestrorhamphidae.
CAUGAUGCCCCUGGUGCGCGAGGCUGGUGUGAUUAGCUGCAGCGUGUCCUGCUCUUCCCUCUCCUGUGUGAGUGAACAGCAGCAGCAUGGCCUCUGAACUUGCCGUUCUCAGUGUGUCUGAUAAGACUGGGCUGCUGGAUUUCGCUAAGCGGCUGGUGGCGGUGGGGCUGAAUCUGGUGGCUUCUGGAGGAACAGCCAAAACCCUGAGGGAUGCCGGACUUACCGUCAGAGAUGUGUCUGAGCUCACCGGGUUCCCGGAGAUGCUGGGGGGCCGAGUUAAGACCCUCCACCCUGCUGUUCAUGGCGGCAUCCUGGCCAGACACUCGCCGUCCGAUCAGGCAGACAUGGAGAAACUGGGCUUCAGUUUAGUGAGGGUGGUGGUGUGUAACCUGUAUCCGUUUGUGAAGACGGUGGCGUCUCCGAACGUAACCGUGGCAGAUGCUGUGGAGCAAAUCGACAUUGGUGGCGUCACUCUCCUCCGAGCGGCGGCCAAAAACCACGCCCGAGUGACCAUCGUCUGCGAUCCGUCUGAUUACGACCUGAUUGCCAAGGAGAUGGAGUCAUCCGGUAACCAUGACACCAGCCUGGACACCCGCAAGACUCUGGCUCUUAAGGCGUUCACUCACACGGCUCAGUACGACGAGGCGAUCGCUGAUUAUUUCCGGCGUGAGUACAGCGGCGGAGUCUCUCAGCUUCAGCUCCGCUACGGCAUGAACCCUCACCAAGCUCCCGCCCAGAUUUACACCUUACGCCCCGCCCUGCCGCUCACAGUGCUGAACGGUUCUCCAGGGUUUAUUAAUCUGUGUGAUGCUCUGAAUGCCUGGCAGUUGGUGCGAGAGCUGAAGAGCGCUCUGGGUUUACCUGCAGCCACGUCCUUCAAACACGUCAGUCCUGCAGGUGCUGCGGUUGGUGUAGCUCUAAGUGAGGAGGAAGCUAAGGUGUGUAUGGUGCACGACAUGCUGAAGGACCUCACACCACUCGCCACCGCCUACGCCCGGGCCAGAGGUGCAGACAGGAUGUCGUCUUUCGGAGAUUUCAUCGCUCUCUCUGACCCCUGUGACGUUCCGACCGCUAAGAUAAUCUCCAGAGAGGUGUCGGAUGGUAUAAUCGCCCCGGCGUAUGAUGAGGAGGCUCUUCGGAUUCUCUCAAAAAAGAAGAACGGCAAUUACUGUGUCCUCCAGAUGGAUCCGGAGUAUGAGCCGGAUGAGCAGGAGGUUCGGGUUCUUUUCGGACUUCAUCUCAAACAAAAGAGGAACAACGCUGUCAUCGAUAAAGAGCUUUUCAGCAACAUCGUCUCUAAAGGAACGCUGUCUGAGAAAGCUCUGCAGGAUCUGAUCGUGGCCACCAUCGCUGUGAAGUUCACCCAGUCCAACUCCGUGUGCUACGCUAAAGACGGACAGGUGAUCGGUAUUGGAGCUGGGCAGCAGUCUCGGAUCCACUGCACUCGUCUGGCUGGAGAUAAGGCUGAUAACUGGUGGUUGAGGCAUCAUCCCACAGUUCUGGGUAUGAAGUUUCGCUCCGGCGUCAAACGAGCAGAGAUGGCCAACGCCAUCGACCAGUAUGUCAGCGGCACCGUCGGAGAGGGUGAGGACCUGGCGGUGUGGAAGGCUCUGUAUGAGGAGGUUCCUGAGUUUCUCUCUGAGACGGAGAGGAGAAACUGGCUGAGUUCUCUACAGGCUGUGGCUCUGAGCUCCGACGCUUUCUUCCCCUUCAGAGACAACGUGGACCGCGCCAAACGGAGUGGUGUUGAGUACAUCGCUGCCCCCGCCGGCUCCACUGCUGAUGAGGUGGUGAUUAACGCCUGUAACGAGCUGGGCAUCACCCUGGCGCACACCAACAAGCGCCUGUUCCACCAUUAAAAACUGGAUUAUGGUUGCAUGUUUACCUACUGCCUAUUCUCCACCUCUUAGUUAGCAUCAUCCUACCCUCAUCCAUUAACUCUCUGAACUAAUUUGUGCCCUUUCCAUCAGUAAACUUUAAGAGUGGAUGCUAACCUGCUCCUUGGAGAAAAUUCAUCUCAGUAAUUUACUUUAUUAAGUAAAUAAGACCUUCAAGACCAGCAUUGGGAUCUCUUAUGUUUGGUACAUGACCUGCAUUAGGCGCACAUUUUUCUUACAUUAGAGGCUAAUCGACCUACAGCUCAACGCUAACGUUUCCCUCACUGUAAUCCAGACUAUCUGUGAGCAUUAACACCAUGUCAUCUAUUAGCACAGAAAGGCUAAUUGUUACCAGUUCCUAGUUCCUGCUAUUUCCUAAUGAGCUUUUCUUGCACUAACGUUGUCUAUUAUUUCACAUAGUUUCGUCUUUUUCUUCCAGAUCAUUCCGUUUCUCUACUGCACUUUCUUCUAACUUGAUGUUUCUGACCAUGUUCUUCAGUAGUUCAGUAGUUGAUGCUGUAAAAGUUCAGUAGUGAACAGUAGAGGUGAUGUUUUUACUCAACGAUACGAUACAUUCCACUGAUUCAGAUUGCACUCUGCUGCCUCUAGUGGCUGGGAGCUCUCCUCACUGUAGCUGAAGAUACAGAAUAAACAGUUUCUCAAAGA